Messenger RNA from Racocetra persica, 128 nucleotides. The record is from the annotation of a GenBank genome assembly. NCBI's taxonomy places the organism in Eukaryota, Fungi, Glomeromycota, Glomeromycetes, Diversisporales, Gigasporaceae.
AUGUCCAAGUUAAAAAGUGACAUGACACUCAUUUCACCAGGAUCAUUCUUACACGAUCUUCAAAGAUACUUGUCGACUUUCCAACGCAAUAUUAAUUUGGAAAGAUUCUUGGCAUUAAACGAACAAAU